UGAAAAAUAACGGAGGGACUAUAUAUAACCCUUCACUCUGUGUGUCUGUGAAACCCCAAUCAGUGGCUUCAUCAAAAAUCUCAGAACCACAAUAUGAGCACUAAUGGGAGUCCUGCUCCUCCUUGCACCAGAUCCUGGUCGAUAAGCGAGGAUUCGUUGAGGAGGUACGUGCAUUAUGCGAGCGAGAGCUGCAUACAAGAGCUGUUGUCGGCGUCGGAUUCCGGCGGAGGCAGCGGCGACGGGUGGAAGGUGCAGGGAGUCGAGAACGGCGUCGAGAUAUCGAGGCGGCGGUCCGGCUCACUUCAUACCUUCCGCAGCCGCUGGCUCCUCCGAUCUCUCUCCCCUCAGCAAUUCAUCACCGUCGCUAACGCCAUUGAUGCUGCUAAGCAAUGGGACUCAGAUCUAAUAGAGGCAAGAUACAUAAAAGAUUUGGAAGACAACCUAAGCAUAAUUCGUCUAAGGUUUGGAGAUAACUCUAAACCUCUCUUUCGCAAUAGAGAAUUCAUUGUCUAUGAACGUCGAGAAACCAUGGAAGAUGGCACCUUGGUAGUAGCAGUGGCAUCAUUGCCAAAGGAGAUAGCAGCAGGAUUGCAUCCAAAGCAAAGCAAUGCAAUCAGAGGAUUAUUGUUGCAGUCAGGAUGGGUUGUAGAGAAGCUUGAAGAUGAUUCCUGUGUUGUCACUUAUGUUGUUCAGUUGGAUCCAGCAGGUUGGCUGCCCAAGUGCUUUGUGAAUCGACUUAACACGAAAUUGGUCAUGAUCAUUGAAAACCUUAGGAAAUUAGCCCAAGCUUCUCCAACUCAUGAUCCCCAAACAUGAUCAUUGAUCAAUUUUCCCUUGUAUAAAAUCAAAUUAUCAAUAUUAGUAUAAAAAAUAUAAAAUUUAUAAAAUGCUCUGCUAUUCGUAA
Molecule: messenger RNA, 904 nt
Organism: Prosopis cineraria
Lineage: Eukaryota; Viridiplantae; Streptophyta; Magnoliopsida; Fabales; Fabaceae
Exons: 5
Coding region: 94-816 (240 amino acids)
Molecular function (GO): lipid binding
Source: RefSeq, a predicted model, not a curated record